AAAUUCUCUAUACACACUCUUUUUAAGGCCACAAUUUUCCCACUUCACUUUUUUUCAUCACUAGACAAAUUUUUUUUUAUCUACACAAAAAAUGUUAUCAAUGUCUGUUCAAUCUAGCUUGAAAGGCAAUUUGAGUAUCCCUUCUUUACCUUCACAAAAUCCAGCUUAUAAAUCCUUCAAAUCAUGUUCUUCAUUAUCUUUAAACAACAAAGGUUUAUCAACAAGAAGAAUUCAUAAGAUUUUUGCUUCAGCAGUUGCAGAAGCAGAACCAGUUGAAGUUGAGACUUCAGAGUCUGUUGUUCAAGAAAUUGAGAAAGUUGAUAUGAAGAAAAAGGUAAUUGAGAAGCCAAGGCUAGUGUUGAAAUUCAUAUGGAUGGAGAAAAAUAUUGGACUUGGCCUUGAUCAAGUUUUACCAGACCAUGGAAGUGUACCAUUAAGUCCAUACUUUUUUUGGCCAAGAAAAGAUGCAUGGGAAGAGUUGAAAACAACACUAGAGAGUAAGCCAUGGAUAUCACAAAAGCAAAUGAUUAUUUUGCUUAAUCAAGCUACUGAUAUUAUCAAUUUGUGGCAGCAGAGUGGUGGAAAUUUGACCUAAUUGUUGUUUUUGGUAUUUAUUUGUAGACAAAUUGUUUCAACUUUCUGUUUUUGUCAUCUUAUUUUUAAGUGUACUAUAGUUGAUGGAGAAUACAAUUGGAAUCAUUUUUCAAGAUUUCUUUUUUCAA
This is a messenger RNA of Solanum pennellii, 722 nucleotides long. Its product is annotated as 30S ribosomal protein 3, chloroplastic-like. The record is from RefSeq and is a predicted model, not a curated record. The transcript has 2 exons. Gene Ontology annotation, molecular function: structural constituent of ribosome. Gene Ontology annotation, biological process: translation. The coding region runs from base 92 to 595 and encodes 167 amino acids. Lineage: Eukaryota; Viridiplantae; Streptophyta; Magnoliopsida; Solanales; Solanaceae. Gene Ontology annotation, cellular component: ribosome.